GUCCACGACAACCACUCUCCGUCGGCUUGAAACGUUUCGUCAUAAAUCGGAAGCUAGAGUUGUCAACAGAUAUGUGCCGGUCAUACGCGUCCUGUGCGCAGCAUCCGUCUCCUCAGGAUAAAAAGUCCUGGGGACUGCUGUCACUGCAUCAAUCAUCGAAGCGCACAUAAGUCUUAACCCACAAACUUCAUCUCAUCCUAGACUUGCAUAAUGUCGCCUCGUUUCUUCUGGUUUCUUCUUGGUGCGGGUGCUGCCACUUGGUGGUCACGUCAUCAUCAAGGACAUUGCGAUGGCUUCAAUCAUCGUCGUCGCCUCGAGUCAUCACCGGCACCCACCGCUCAACCUUCUAUUGGAGCCAAUGCUGGUGCCGAUCAGUGGGAGGUGGAUCGCGCACGUUUUAGGGAGGUUAGUAGACAAGUUGGAGAUACGGUUACUGAUAUGUCGGAAGCUUCGCUCGAAAUGCUGUUGACGACCGUGCAGGCUAUGAAGGAGAAACUCGCACAACACAGGAUGGAACGUGAACGUAGUGAAGCCGAACGGAGACGGUUUUACGAAACACAACCCAAGUCUGGUGGCAACUCUCCCGUAGAUGCGCCAAGGCAUCUUAUUUGAAUGACUGGAAUAGUUUCUCUUCACAUUUACCCGACGACGGUUUCGGUUUUGGAUUCUAAGCAAUGGACUCGACACUACACUACUCAAUCUCCCUAAUAGUCCCCCG
This is a messenger RNA of Marasmius oreades (fairy-ring Marasmius), 718 nucleotides long. RefSeq lists its product as uncharacterized. NCBI's taxonomy places the organism in Eukaryota, Fungi, Basidiomycota, Agaricomycetes, Agaricales, Marasmiaceae. The record is from RefSeq and is a predicted model, not a curated record. The coding region runs from base 211 to 612 and encodes 133 amino acids. The transcript has 3 exons.